This is a messenger RNA of Zea mays, 1517 nucleotides long. RefSeq names its product translation initiation factor IF-2. The coding region runs from base 175 to 1152 and encodes 325 amino acids. NCBI's taxonomy places the organism in Eukaryota, Viridiplantae, Streptophyta, Magnoliopsida, Poales, Poaceae. The transcript has a single exon. The record is from RefSeq and is a predicted model, not a curated record.
UUAAUGGUCUUCGUCUGCCUCGCGUACCCACCAAUACAAAGCCGCGCGCUGCCACCUCCCCUCUUCCCUCUCCUCACCUCCCUUCCAUUCCAGUCUUCCACCUUGCUUCUCGCAGGCAGCUGAAGCAAUCGGAGCAAGCAGAGAGAGGCCGGCUCCUCCCACCCCCAGGCAGCCAUGGACGCCCCCGAGGCGAGGAGUAGCGCGUCCUCCUCCCCGGAGUUCGAGUUCUGGCCGCUCUACCCCAACCCCGCCGCCUCGCCCUCCUGCGCCGACGAGCUCUUCGCCGGCGGGGUGCUCCUCCCGCUUCCCAUCCUCCCACCGAAGCCGGAGUCCAGGAACAAAGGCAGCGGCAUCAGCCAAUGCGUGCCCGUCGCAGAGCCGGAGCCGGAGUCGCAGCUAGGGGAAGCGUCCCUUCUUGCGACCGCCGCGGCGCCUACGGCCUCGAUGACUUCCCAGGCGCCGUCCACCGGUAGCGGAGGAGGAGGGUCGAAGCGCUGGACCGACAUCUUUUCCAAGAAGCCGGCGCCGGGAGGCGAGGAGAAGGACCGGGAGAAGGACAAGGAGAAGCGCAAGGAUGGGGCCUGUAGCCGGAAACAGGGCAGCGGGCACACCGGCGGCGCGGGCUCGGAGCUGAACAUCAACAUCUGGCCCUUCUCGCGGAGCCGCUCGGCCGGCGGCGGGUCCGGCUCAUCCAAGCCGCGGCCGCCCACGAGGAAGGUGAGCAGCGCGCCGUGCUCGCGCAGCAACUCCCGCGGCGAGGCCGGCGCCCCUCCGCUCCGGCGGUGGGCGGCGAGCCCGGGCCGCUCCGGCGGCGGCGUGCCGGUGGGCCGGUCCAGCCCGGUCUGGCAGAUCCGGCGACCGGCAGGCAAGCCCGCGCCCGCCCCCGCUCCAGGCCCUGCCCCUUCGGCCUCAGAGCUGUUCUCCGACAGGCGGGCACCGCCGCGGCAGCACAAGGACAAACCCGCCGGCGUUGCCAACGGCCGGAAGCCCGGCCUGAGUGGCGGCGUCCGGGGCCUGAACCUGAGCGUGAACUCGUGCAUUGGGUACCGGCACCAGGUCAGCUGCCGGCGGGUGGAAGUCGGCGCCGCCCGCGGCCCUGGCCCCGGCGGGCUGUUCGGUAUCAAGGGGCUCUUCUCCAAGAAGGUGCAUUGAGUGAGCCUGUUUUGUGUUCACCCUCGGGCUCUCUGAUCACUCGUGUAGUAACUCCUUUUUUACCCUUUCUUUUACUAGUACUUUUUUAACCUUGUGGGUUAUAUAUAUAAAUGGUACGAUGAGAUGUGUGUUCGUGAGCGAGGUUGUUAAUUACAUGUAAAAAAUUGCAUGGUUAGCCAGUAACCGGUUUUUGUAAGGCUAAUGCUUGCUUGGUGACAUCUACUGUAAAAAGUUCGCCAACGUUAACCACCUCUGUUUAUGAUGUGAGCAACGGCCAUGGUAAGUAUUGUAGUACUCUGCAAACAGCCCGCAAAAGAUGAGCAUUGAGAUGGAUGGAGGCCACUUUGCAGAUUCAUUUUGUUUUA